AUGACAUCAUACCGGGAACAUUGCCAAAUGAUGGAGCACAUUUCUUCCUCCUUAUUUCUCCGAUGUACUAUACUAUUUGAGCUGGUCUCUAGUCUUAUUGCUGUCCCAUUGGUUAUUUUUUCUAGCUUCUACAUUUGGAAGUCACAAACAUCUAAACUAUUUCAUUUUAAUGUGAUUAUCAUAUUCCAACUUCAUCUGUUUGGUUUUUUUCUGCAUUCUUUGAAUAGAAUAUUCCUUCAUUCCACUGAUCUCUACAGCUAUACCAUGCUUGACUAUUGUAACAUGCCAGCAAAAACAAUGCGAUGUUUUGUCUUCCGUGUUCAAUAUGGAUUUGGCCUAUGGUUGGUUGGCGCAACUACAGUAGCCCUUGCCAUUGAACGAUACGUCGCUACAGUCCGCUCUUCAAAAUAUGAACAUUCUAGUUGUUUCCUAGGAUUAUGUAUGGCAAUUUUACAAUUAUCAAUUGCCGCAGUAGCAAACUACUAUUCUUUUUUAAGUUUCCCAUUUUCACAACCUGUUAUGAAUUACUGUACUGCAGUAAAACCUGGUUUUGUUACCAAUAUUGAGAAAGCAUUUAUUGGCUGCUUAAUUAUUCAAAUAGGUGGAAGAAUUAUUUUUCACUUUUUGUUUAAAUUGAAUGAGGAGCUGAGGGCUAAGGGAUUGACCGCAACACUUUCAAACCGAUUUUCUCUAGAACAAAAUUUGAAAUCAAUGAAGACACUAAAACUAUUCGCAAAUAUGCAAUCGGUUUUUGUUGUCAUACAUAUUGUAUUUUUUCUGGUCAUUAUGCAGUUUGGGGAACAAAUGAGUACCUCCACCUAUGUCGCGUUCAUCGAAUUGAGCGGAUCUUAUCCAUUAUAUGCAGUGAUCUCCAUGGUGAUACUCUUCAAAAGAGCAAAGGAGAAUAAGGUGAAGAUCAAAAAAACAUUGCAAAGCCACGUGAAUGCGGACCAAAGUAUAUACUUUGAAAAUUUCAAAAAAUCUUGGAAUUAA
Caenorhabditis elegans is the source of this 993-nucleotide messenger RNA. RefSeq names its product Serpentine Receptor, class AB (Class A-like) (gene srab-6). Bases 1 to 993 code for a protein of 330 amino acids. Gene Ontology annotation, cellular component: membrane. The record is from RefSeq and is marked reviewed. Lineage: Eukaryota; Metazoa; Nematoda; Chromadorea; Rhabditida; Rhabditidae. The transcript has 5 exons.